GUAGCAGGAAGAGACUCCCACGUGUUAUAUUGUGUAUCCGCACAGGGUUCUGGUGAGGACUUAUUUCUGUUUUAUUUGUUUUUAUUUUAAUCCACAGUUUGACAGACCGCAGCUCAUUUUAAAGAUGGCGGAUGUUUCCUUCGCAGUGAAGAGAGGAGCUGCAGAACUUCCCUAGAAAAAUGUCUGUUUAAGGGUUCUUUAGGGUUCUUUAGGGUUCUUUGGACUGGGUCCGGCUCGAGCACCAACACCUGCAGGUGAUCCCUGAACACCUGGUCCUCGUGUCAGUUGGGUUGUUCCGCUGACGUCACAUAUCUUGGUCUAAAGGAAACAAUACGUAGAUGACGUCAUCAGCAGAGCAGCAGCUGUGUCUGAACAUCUGCAGUGUUCCUUCAUCAUCAUCAUCAUCAUCAUCAUCAUCAUCACUGCCCUGCAGCAGGAAAUGGACGAAACACAAGAAAUGGACCUCAAAGAAGCAGAAACCAGAGAGGAAGAAGAACAAGAGCUUCAUCUCUCCAGAGGAAGAGGAGGAGGAUGAAGAGGCUCACCUCCAGGCCCCGCCCCCUGAGCUGACCCACGGAACACCACAGAAGAAGAAGAGGGGGAAGGAGGAAGUGAAAGAAGGAGGAAGUGGAGGCAUCAGGACUUCCUCUCUGUUCAGGAACAACCCAGAGAUCCCAGAGAUCCUCAGACCAGCCGUCGCCCAGCUGAAGGAGAAGGUUUUCACCUCUGACCUCUUCGCAGACCUCCACCUGCACCCCCACCUGGUAGCGACGCUCAACAAGGUUCUGAACAUCUCCAGACUGACCAGCGUUCAGCAGCAGACCAUCCCGGCUCUCCUGUCCGGACGGGACGCAGUGGUCCGGUCCCAGACAGGUUCAGGAAAGACGCUGUCCUACGCCGUCCCGCUGGUCCAGUGCCUGCAGGCCUCCGAGCCAAAGGUCAGCAGGUCGGACGGCCCGCUGGCGCUCGUCGUGGUUCCGACCCGGGAGCUCGCCCUUCAGACUUACAACACCUUCCAGAAGCUGCUCAAGCCGUUCACCUGGAUCGUUCCUGGCAUUCUGAUGGGAGGAGAGAAGAAGAAAGCAGAGAAGGCCAGGAUCCGUAAGGGGAUGAACGUGGUGGUGUCGACGCCGGGCCGGCUGGCCGAUCACGUCCAGAACACGCUCAGCUUGGCGCUCGGCGCAGUGCGCUGGCUGGUUCUGGACGAGGCAGACAGGAUCCUCGACCUGGGUUUCGACCGGGAGCUGACAGUGAUCCUGAAUGGGCUGAACAGAACCGGGCCGACCCGGCAGACCGUGCUGCUGUCGGCCACGCUGAGCCCAGGUGUGACGCGCCUGGCGGACGUCUGCUUGCGUGAUCCAAUCGGAAUCAGCGUUUCUGGCCACGCCCCCUCUGACCCGCCCGGCCAAUCGGAGAGCUUCGCUGUUCCCGAGGCGCUGCAGCAGUUUGUGGUUCUGGUCCCCAGUAAGGUCCGGCUGGUCUGUCUCGCCGCUUUCAUCCUGGACCAGUGCAAGUUUUCUCACAGCAACAAGAUCAUCGUUUUCAUGUCGAGCUGCGAAGCCGUCGAGUUCCUGCACCUGCUCCUCAGCGCCGUCCUGACCCGGCACGCGGCCAAUCAGGAGCUCGGAUUCCUGCGUCUCCAUGGCAACAUGAAACAGGAGGAACGCUGUCAGGUUUUCCACCAGUUCUCUGCUUCCACCACUGGAGUCCUGCUGUGCACGGACGUAGCCGCCAGAGGGCUGGAUCUUCCUCAAGUUACCUGGAUUGUUCAGUACACUCCUCCCUCGUCAGCUGCUGAGUACGUUCACCGAGUCGGCCGCACGGCUCGGAUCGGAGGAAGAGGAAACAGCCUCCUCUUCCUCACUCCGGCUGAGGCCGCCUUCAUCACAGAGCUGGCCAAUCACAACAUCAGUGUCUCAGAGAUGAAACUGGAGGACAUUCUAUCCUGUCUAAUGAAGGACGAUGCCUUCAAGGGGCGUGGGAAAUACAACAGCCAGACGUCGCCCCAGGCGCUGCAGCAGGACAUCAGGGAGCGCGCCACCGUCCUGCAGACGCAGCUGGAGGACUUUGUUCACUCCGACGCCCGCUGGGUGCAAGCGGCUAAGAAAGCGCUGCAGUCCUUCCUGCGGGCCUACACCACCUACCCCGCCCACCUGAAGCAGGUGUUCCACCUGCGGCGCCUCCACCUGGGUCACGCCGCCAAGAGCUUCGGCCUGAGAGACGCUCCGCACGGCCUGAGCCCUGGCCUUGACCCCGGAGGCCACCGGGGCCACCGGGUCUGGGAAAGCAGCAGGAACCAGAACCAGACCGGGAAACGGGCAGGAAGCCCGAGGAAGAACCAGAACCAGAACCCGGGGUUGAAACGGCUCCGUCCGGGUCACAGGGAAGCGGCUCUAAUCCGGUCAGAGUUCUCCAGCGGCUUGGAGGGAGGCGGGGCCAAGAGGAAGAGGAAGAGGAAGGUCACUGAGGAAGAGGAGGACUGAUGAAAGUGGUUCUGAACAGAACCGUCUUGGCCCGAAUCCCCAGAAUCGCUCUGGUUCUGUCAGGCUGGACCCGGGCCAGCAGACUGGGUUUAUCGUCAGAGUGAGACAUCGUGACACAGAACGUCUUUGAUUGGACAAAUUUUAUUUACAAUCAAAUAAAAAACAGAAAAAGUUUCAGGUUUAUAUUUCA
Molecule: messenger RNA, 2673 nt
Organism: Poeciliopsis prolifica (blackstripe livebearer)
Lineage: Eukaryota; Metazoa; Chordata; Actinopteri; Cyprinodontiformes; Poeciliidae
Gene: ddx31
Product: DEAD (Asp-Glu-Ala-Asp) box polypeptide 31
Exons: 21
Coding region: 339-2483 (714 amino acids)
Biological process (GO): ribosome biogenesis
Cellular component (GO): nucleus
Molecular function (GO): nucleic acid binding; ATP binding; RNA helicase activity
Source: RefSeq, a predicted model, not a curated record